Brassica napus (rape) is the source of this 950-nucleotide messenger RNA. RefSeq lists its product as uncharacterized. NCBI's taxonomy places the organism in Eukaryota, Viridiplantae, Streptophyta, Magnoliopsida, Brassicales, Brassicaceae. The transcript has a single exon. The record is from RefSeq and is a predicted model, not a curated record. Bases 98 to 838 code for a protein of 246 amino acids.
CCCACACGUUAACACAUUACGUUUUGUUUUUUAUUCUCGUGCCUGAUCUUAUCUUUGGUUUUGUUCUUGAUUUCUCUUUUCAGAUUCUUGAAUUGCAAUGAAGGGAAUGAAGGAGAGAUUGGCCAAGAAAAUCAAACUCAUCACCAUUGUAUCAACCUUGAAGCAAGGCCUAGCUCAUCACAGGAACAACGUUGAUCGGACAAUCCAUCAUCUAAAAGAGGAAAUAGUCGUUGAGUCUGGUCAAAACAGAGGAUGUGUUACACCAACACUACCAGAGAUUGAAGAUGUGGAAGAGCAAGAACAAGAACAUGAUCUUCAAGAAGAAGAAAGAGGAAUUCUCUUGGAGUUUGAAGAGAACUGCCCACCUGGAGGAGAAGAUUCGAUCGUAUUCUACACCACGGGACUACGAGGAGUGAGGAAAACAUUUGAAGCCUGUAGAAGAGUAAGAUUCUUGUUGGAGAAUCACAGGGUGAAGUAUAAAGAGAGAGAUGUAUCGAUGGACUCAGAGUUUAGAGACCAGAUGUGGAGGUUGCUUGGGGGUAAAGUUACAUCUCCGAGACUGUUCGUUAGAGGUAGGUACAUUGGAGGAGCAGACGAAGUUGUGGCAUUGAACGAGAACGGGAAGCUCAAAAAGCUUCUAGAAGGGAUCUCAUUAGUUGAUUCUCCCUGUGAAUGUUGCAAGAACGAAAGGUUUUUGAUAUGUUCUAGUUGUAAUGGAAGCUCUAGAUUGAUUGUAGAGCACCAUGACGAAGAAGAGACUAGUAAUGAUAGUAAGAUGUGGACGAGAUGCAGAGAAUGUAAUGAGAAUGGGCUUGUGAAAUGUCCUCUUUGUAGUUAAUGUUGUUGUAAUAACUACUACUAUCUGAUUUUAACUUUGUUUAAUUAAUGUCUGAACAUUACCAUGGUUCAAAACAUGUUCUUCUGUAUAAGGAUUUGCCUAGUCGUUUGUA